GUUCUGCCUCGAAGAAGUUAUGUAGAUAGGGAGCGACAUUGCUCCCGAUUCCUGACAUAUUUAAACGAUCGUCUGGCUCGUAGUUUUAACUUAAUUUUAAAACGUUAAUGACAACGAAAUCUACGCUUAGUUUCACCGAGCGGCUUCGCGGAGGCAUAGCACAGCACAGCCCGUGGAAGCUACAGUAUUUGCUCACUCGCAUGCUACGAUAAAUAGCAACGUGACAUUAUGCUGUGGACACAGAUGCAGUGGUGAUGUUUAGAGCAGAAUCCAGGUCUUUGAGAGCAGUCUACAGCGAGUAAUUUAAGGUGAUAUUCGGAGUUCGGAGUCACAUUAGCUCGUUGAGUGUGAAGAACACAGUGUGGAUUUCUUAGAAUUGGGAAGAAUGUCUCCUUGAGAAGAGAUUCCGUUUCUUAAAAAUUGCAUGAGGCAUAUUCAUAAACAGGCUGCUUUGACUAUUAAAUAUUUGAUGAAAGAUCUUCCUUUUCGUAUCAGCGGAAUCCCGUGCCGCUUAAUAUAUGUAUUCUAGAUAAUGUAAAACUGUGUUUUUUCGAUUGCAAAACAUCAGAGAUCAGUCCAGCGCGGGGAAAAGGAGGGUAAAAAAAACAAGAGAUCCGGGUUGAAAAUGUAAGAGGAUUUGAUUUUGCAGCCACUGAAAAGAGAUUAAGUCGACAGCAGUGGAAGUUAAAUUGUGCUGCAUAUAAAAAAUGGGCGGAUUGGUCUUUAGAUGAGAGAUUGGUACCACCUUCCAUUCUAAAAGAAAAUCGCCCUGGCAUGAAGUCACAGCCUAUUUCACAUCCGGUUUACCCAGGGACAUAUUACUAUUGUCUUGGUAAAGAACGGCUUUAUUUGGCCGCGAUCUCUGAAUUUAGAGUAGAUUUUGUAGUUAGAUUACCAAUUUGCGGGGACUGGGAAGAGUCUAACUCCCCACACGAAGGAAUAGCGCGCGAGACCUGCGCAGGCUCAGCAUCGUCAGCAGCCGCUUCUCGAGCCUCUAGCUAAAAUUCGGCAGAUCAGAGAUCUAUGAGGAUUUUUUCGCAACGUAUCCGUCUAGAAAAAAGGUAUCCGUAAAAAGUUGAAGGAUACGACACAGUUGAAUAUCACUGGCAUAUCGAUAUAAAUUUCCCUCAGUGAAAAACAAUGUUGGGACGAACGGGAUCAGCAGUGCUGUGUAUAUGGGCCUGCGUGUCGGUGGGAAACGUCUACGGUGGAAAAAGCUCCAAUCAGAACAGCGUCUCUGACGAGCAGAAGGACAACACCACAGUGUUCACCAGAAUCCUGGACAGCUUGCUGGACGGCUAUGACAAUCGUCUCAGGCCUGGCCUUGGAGAGCGUGUAACCGAAGUCAAGACUGACAUUUUCGUGACGAGCAUUGGACCCGUCUCGGACCACGACAUGGAGUACACCAUAGACGUCUUCUUCCGACAAAGCUGGAAGGACGAAAGGUUAAAGUUCAAAGGGCCAAUGGCGGUGCUGCGCCUGAACAACCUGAUGGCCAGUAAGAUCUGGACCCCGGACACGUUCUUCCACAACGGGAAGAAGUCGGUGGCGCACAACAUGACCAUGCCCAACAAGCUGCUCCGCAUCACGGAGGAAGGGACCCUGCUGUACACUAUGAGGUUGACGGUCAGGGCAGAGUGCCCUAUGCAUCUGGAGGACUUCCCCAUGGAUGCCCACGCCUGCCCGCUGAAGUUUGGCAGCUACGCCUACACGCGUGCAGAGGUGGUGUACGUCUGGACGAGGGGGGCGGCACAGUCUGUGGUCGUGGCCGAAGACGGGUCGCGGCUCAACCAGUACGACUUGAUGGGACAGACGGUGGACUCCGGCGUGGUCCAGUCCAGCACAGGAGAGUACGUUGUCAUGACAACGCACUUCCACUUGAAGAGGAAGAUCGGCUACUUCGUCAUCCAGACGUACCUGCCCUGCAUAAUGACGGUGAUUCUGUCGCAGGUGUCGUUCUGGCUCAACAGGGAGUCCGUCCCCGCCAGGACUGUGUUCGGAGUGACCACCGUCCUCACCAUGACGACCCUCAGUAUCAGCGCUAGGAACUCCCUCCCGAAGGUGGCCUACGCCACGGCCAUGGACUGGUUCAUCGCCGUCUGCUACGCCUUCGUGUUCUCCGCCCUCAUUGAGUUCGCCACGGUCAACUACUUCACCAAGAGGGGCUACGCCUGGGACGGCAAAAGCGUGGUGCCCGAAAAGCAAAAGAAGAAGAAAGAGUCCAUGCUGAAGAAGAACAACACGUACACCGCAGCCACGGCGACCGCUUUCGCCCCGAACAUCGCCAGGGACCCUGGCCUGGCGACCAUCGCCAAGAGCGCCCCCCCGCCCCCCACCGAGCCGAAAGAGGAGCCCAAGCCAAAACCGCCGGAGGCGAAGAAGACCUUCAACAGCGUGAGCAAGAUCGACCGGAUCGCCAGAAUAGCUUUUCCCCUGCUGUUCGGAACCUUCAACCUGGUCUACUGGGCAACCUACCUGAACAAAAAGCCCAAGAUUCAGGGCAUGCUUCAACCACACUAAUCUCAAUUUUAGCUUUUUUUUUUUUCUCUCUCUCUUUGUCCAAAUGUUCUGUUUGAGGAAAAAAAAGAAAAAAAAAAGAAAAAAAGGUGUCUGAAGUGGUCCAGUUCCCAGUUGCUACAUUGCUUCUGUGUCACACGAAAAUAUUAUACCUUCAAGAUUUAAAAAAAAAAAAGAAAAAAACAUCUCUUAGUAUCUGGGCAAUGUGGUAAAAAAUUAAUGGAAACCGUUUGGGGGGGGAUUGUGCUACUCUAUUAAAAAAAUAUGCUACAGUAAAGUAUACGCAAGAGAAUGCUAUUCUACAAAUGCACAUAGCCUAUUGUUCAAGAUCUAUUUUUUUUAUUUAUUUUUGUUUUCUAAUAUUUUGUUGUGCAUUACACCAUCAAUACGUAAAAACACAGUUAUAUGGAAAAAUGUAAUAUUUGCAUGGGCUGGUUUUAUUUAUCUCUUUUUUUAAGGACCAGUCAGCAUCUGAUGAAUGGCCAGUGGGUUUUUUUUCUUCGUCUUUUUAGUCACAAAAUGCUACCUUGAAUGAAAGUCAGAUAUUCUUCCAUACCUUGUAGUCGAUCUUUUGGGUUUACGAUUUCUAGUUUUGUUUUUUUUUUUCUUUUUUUUUAACGUCAAGAUAGGGUUUCAGCAAUAGCAAUAAAAACAUGUCUCAGUGGAAACAAUUUAAUUCCAUUCAUGGAUUUAAAAAAAGAGAAAAAUAUCCUUUGAUUAUUACAUGCUACAUUAAGCAUACUAUUUAUUUAGUUUUAUUGUAAAUAAAAUCAAGUGUUAGAGAUGUCAAUAUUAAGUUUAAGCUUUGCAAAAUGUAACUGUAAGAUAUAAAUAAUCAAAACAAGGGAAAGAAAAAGUUUUUUUUUUUUGAAGAUACGUGUAUGAAACAUUGAAAAUAAUUGGUGUAAAGAGAGUGUUUAUUGGUUCACUUUUACCCGACUGUUUAUUAACUAAGUUAGUGUUCCAUUAAAUGCUGGUUUAAUUUGCCAGUCAAUAUUGCAGAUAUAUAAAUAAAAUAUAUCCAAACUUAUAUAUCUGUGUGUAUGUACACACUUUAAAAAAAUGUGUUUUAAGAAUGGGAUAGUCAUGAGUAAGAAUGUAACUGUAACCUAAAUGUUGGAAUGCGUUUUAUAUUUAGAACUGAGUCACUCUUCUUCUUUUGUUUCGGUUCCUAGUUUUUCUGGGAUAGACACUUGUUAAAUUUCUCUAUGGCCUGGAGGACUCCUGGUAGGUUGUUUCGGUCGAGCUCUGCCAAAAGCAAAGGGAACAGGGCAAACGCAAUUGAGAGCGAAGAGCAGUGCCUUUCUAGUUUUCAGGGUUGACUGAUCGUGUGAAAGGCUGUUCCCACCACUUCUUGAGAUUUCAACCCCAAACUUAUUCUCUCCGUCUCCUUUUCCUGGGGACUUCUCUGUGCUUCUCUCGUUUAUUUGCCCUUCACCUUUCAGACCACGUGCUCAGAAAGUACCAGCUACACUGCCUUCUAUCUCAAAUGCCCUUGGAAGAUAAAGACAGUUUUUUGUUUGUUUGUUUUCCUUUUCCUAAUACGCUUAUAGCUGCUUGUCGAGAGAGAGAGUGAGAGAGAGACAGACAG
Anguilla anguilla (European eel) is the source of this 4108-nucleotide messenger RNA. RefSeq names its product gamma-aminobutyric acid type A receptor subunit alpha1 (gene gabra1). The record is from RefSeq and is a predicted model, not a curated record. Gene Ontology annotation, molecular function: benzodiazepine receptor activity; GABA-gated chloride ion channel activity; GABA-A receptor activity. Gene Ontology annotation, cellular component: postsynapse; GABA-A receptor complex; synapse. The coding region runs from base 1141 to 2520 and encodes 459 amino acids. The transcript is spliced from 10 exons. Lineage: Eukaryota; Metazoa; Chordata; Actinopteri; Anguilliformes; Anguillidae. Gene Ontology annotation, biological process: monoatomic ion transmembrane transport; synaptic transmission, GABAergic; nervous system process.